AUGAAUCUCCUAGACCCCUUCAUGAAAAUGACAGAAGAACAGGACAAAUGUAUCUCCGACGCCCCCAGCCCCACCAUGUCGGAUGAUUCUGCCGGGUCCCCCUGUCCCUCUGGAUCCGGCUCGGACACGGAGAACACCAGACCCCAAGAAAACACCUUCCCCAAGGGUGACCCGGACCUGAAGAAGGAGAGCGACGAGGACAAGUUCCCCGUGUGCAUCCGAGAGGCGGUGAGCCAAGUGCUCAAGGGCUACGACUGGACCCUGGUCCCGAUGCCGGUCCGGGUGAACGGAUCCAGCAAAAACAAACCCCACGUGAAGAGACCCAUGAACGCCUUCAUGGUGUGGGCCCAGGCGGCCCGGAGGAAGCUGGCUGACCAGUACCCGCAUCUGCACAACGCGGAGCUCAGCAAAACCCUGGGCAAGCUCUGGAGGUGA
Leptosomus discolor (cuckoo roller) is the source of this 435-nucleotide messenger RNA. NCBI's taxonomy places the organism in Eukaryota, Metazoa, Chordata, Aves, Leptosomiformes, Leptosomidae. The record is from RefSeq and is a predicted model, not a curated record.